CUGGUAAGUGCUGCUUCGAGCCGUAGCCUGUAGGAUGUCCUGGCUGUCCAUGUAAUGUCUGAAUAAUCAACCUGAGGUUACACCGUAUGAGCACUCUUUGCAUGCCCCUAGUCCGCGUAUUGUUAACCCUGUGCUGGGCAGUCUCGGCUACAUCUGCCUCAGUUUCGUACCCCGCGAUCCCGGCCUGGCCACUCGUUGGUGUUGCUGGGUGUGCGUCUGUGGGAUGACACAUGCCUCACUGUGGUCUCUUCGCACUGCUGGUGUCAGUGGUGUGUGCGUGAUUCUAGCUCCAGCUUUAGCUUCAAGAAGCUCGUAAGCCCGCUGCAGAUCAUUGGCGGAAUACCGAAACUCGAAGAUGCUCCUCAGAAAGCUUCCCGUGUCAUGGUGUCUCUUCGUAGCUCUUUCCUUCGAAUCAAGAACCAUCUGCCUCGACUGUUGCCCUGUCGCUGCUCUAGCCUCCAGGGCACAGGCUGAUAAACAGCCCUGUCGGAGAUGCCAUCAGAGUAGGUUUAAACCGAACCGAAGCUUGGACGGCCCCUCCAGAUCGGCAGCGUCCCCUCAUCAAAAGGCAAACCCCAUUCACGGAAGAGAGAGGACCAAAAGAACAAAAAGCCUUGAUCAUCGGCUCCGUCCUUUCCACCCCCCUACUCACCUCGGAACCCAUUUCGUGAUACCUCACUGGAGGAAUAAACGCACAAAUCCCACGACUUUCAUUCCAUUCUCGAGUUUCGGAAACGCAUUUAGCCAUGCCAUCCAAGCGAACCAGAGCAGAGGAUUGGUUCUUUCCAUCGAGAUGCACUUCCGGUCCAGUCAGAUCUGCCGCGUUCAAUCUCGGCCAGUCUUCCCUUUCAGGUUGGUGGUAAGCUUUUCGCCCGGGCCUGUGAAGUCACGUAGACCGGAUGAACCCGGUCACCCAUUUCAACCGACAGCCACUUCGCUUCGUACUUUGCUACGCCGGCAACCCUUCCCUUAUCCGCGACGCUUGCACAACUGCCAAGAAACAUGUCCUGGCCUACCCGUUCGUACUGGUCUUCCGCACGACGUUCAAUUCGACCGUCUUCGCUUGUGCCCGUUGUCGCCGCAAUUGUUGGUUGGCAACGAUAUUCCAUCGAAUGUUCUCUCGCUUAGCCAGCCAUUACGCAACAAACGCGCAACGAAAUGGGUGCACCGUGCAACUAAACCCAUGUCUGCUGCAGCUACAAGCUAGGUAUCGUUAACUGCGGUUUGUGUCCAACCGCUGCGACGCAGCAGACGGGCUUCCUCGUGGACCUCGUGGGCUCCAGGCGCAUAGUGCGCAGACCUGUCACCCGAGAAAUGAAGCGGCGAUGGUCGCGACCUGCCCGAAUCAGCUCCAUGGGCGGACGCCGGGAAAACAUGACGGCACCA
Colletotrichum phormii is the source of this 1386-nucleotide messenger RNA. RefSeq lists its product as uncharacterized. The record is from RefSeq and is a predicted model, not a curated record. NCBI's taxonomy places the organism in Eukaryota, Fungi, Ascomycota, Sordariomycetes, Glomerellales, Glomerellaceae. The transcript has a single exon. Bases 356 to 1207 code for a protein of 283 amino acids.